UGUCGCAGCGCUCGCCCGCCGCGCCGCCGCGCUCGCAGUCGGACCGGGCGCUCCGUGCUCCGCCAGCCGCCGGCGCCCGCUGCUCCAGCCAAACUUCCUGGGGCUCGGAGGGCGGGGGGGCGGCGGCGGCACGGGGGGGCCCGUGGAGGAGCCCGGCAUCCCGCGACCCUGCCCGCCCGCAGCCUGCCGAGCCCCCCGCGAGCCGCCGGAGCGGGGAGGGAACAAGGGGGGGCAAAGAAAAGAGAGACGAGCGAAAAGCUGUUCUAGUUUUUUAAUCUUUUUCUUUUUAAAGGAAGGAUUUAAAGGGAAUUUGGAAAGGGGGAACGAAAUUAAAAGGGGGGAAAAAAAGUUUAAAAGUUGAAAGGAGGAAAAAAACUUUAGAAAGAAAAAAUUCACGAGGGAGCUUUCUUAAUUUUUUAUUUUCUUAAGAGGAGGGAAAAAAAUUGACGGAGGGGAAAAAAAACUAAUAAUUGCGAAGGGCUUGAUCCGGGAGAACAAUACUCGCCGGGAAAGUUGCUGCGCGGCGGGGAGGGAGCGGCGGGAGGAAAAUGCCGCAGCUGGGCAGCGGCGGCGGGGACGACCUGGGCGCCACGGACGAGAUGCUGGCCUUCAAGGACGAGGGCGAGCAGGAGGAGAAGAUCCCUGAGAACGCCUUCACCGAGCGCGACCUGGCCGACCUCAAGUCCUCGCUGGUGAACGAGUCGGAGGGCAGCGGCAGCCCGGGCGCCGCCGCCGCCGAUGCCGAGGCCCUCCGCCGAGUGCAGGAUCCGCAGAGGGUGUACCAGGAGAAGCUCCCGGACCACAUGGAUGAUGGUAUGAAACAUCAGGACCCGGGAAUGUAUAAAGGAUCUGCCUACUCUGGUUACCCUUUCCUGAUGCUCUCAGAUCCGUAUCUGCCCAAUGGAUCUAUGUCACCUCUGUCCAACAAAGUCCCCGUGGUGCAGCCGUCGCACGGAGUGCACCCUCUGACCCCGCUCAUCCCCUACAGCAACGACCAUUUCAGCCACGGCUCCCACUCGCCCCACCUGCCCGCUGACAUCAACCAGAAACAAGGAGUGCACCGUCCUUCCCAGACCUCAGACAUCCCUGGUUUCUACCCCCUGCCCCCCAGUGGAGUGGGCCAGAUCACGCCGUCGAUGGGCUGGCAGAGCCAGUCUGUCUAUCCGCUCCCGUCAUGUGGAUUUAGACAGCCGUAUUCGUCAGCGCUCUCUGCUGGGGCUUCUUUCUCCAGGUUCACUCACCCGCUGAUGCUGGGCUCUGGCAUGCACACCACAGGCAUCCCGCACCCCGCCAUCGUGCCCCACUCCGGCAAGCAAGAGAUGGAGCACUACGACCGGAACAUGAAACCUCAGCCAGAACCAAAGAGAGAGAAGGAAGCCAAGAAGCCCACUAUUAAGAAGCCCCUGAAUGCUUUCAUGUUGUAUAUGAAAGAAAUGCGGGCGAAAGUCAUCGCCGAGUGCACCCUGAAAGAGAGCGCUGCCAUCAACCAGAUCUUGGGAAGGAGGUGGCACGCGCUGUCCCGAGAGGAACAAGCCAAGUACUAUGAGCUGGCUCGCAAGGAACGGCAGCUCCACAUGCAGCUCUACCCCGGCUGGUCUGCCAGAGACAACUAUGGGAAAAAGAAGAGACGAACACGGGAAAAGCAGCAAGAUUCCAACUCAGAUCCUGCUUCUCCUAAGAAAUGCAGAGCUCGCUUUGGCCUCAACCAACAAACGGACUGGUGCGGCCCGUGCAGGAGGAAAAAGAAGUGCAUUCGGUACCUACAAGGAGAAGGACGCUGUGCCAGCCCAGUUUCUUCCGAUGGAAGUGCUAUAGACUCCCCUCCAUCCCCACCGGACGCACUCCGAUGCAUCCCCUCCGCCUUCCCGUCAGAGCAGCUCGCAGCCCCCGCCGACCCCGAGCACCGCGACCAGCCCGACCCCUGCCCCGUGUCCGCGCACCUCCCGCCCGCCUCCGGCCCCUCCAGACCCGGCGCCCGGCGCUGCUCGGCGCCCCCCGCCUACAGCCGCGCCUCCUCGGGGACAUAGUCCCUCGCCAGCCGCUGGCCACACCGGCACUCCGCUCGCCCACCUGGUUCCACUGCCCCUGGACGAGGCCCAGAGGUCCGGCCAAACACCCAUAUCACUAUAAAACAUGCGAAGUUUGGCGACAGGAUGACUUAAGGAUGACGUAAUGAUGACUGAAAACUCACUGGGCUGGGGUUUUUUUGGAGGGGAGGGGUGAUAAAGAUAAAAAAAGCAAUUUCAAAAAAAAAAAGGUAAAAAAUAAGUACUUGCCAAAAUUUAAAGUGCUGAUGAGUAAAUAAGCCUUUUGUCCCUCCCCUGUGAUGCUUUUUUGUUUGUUUGUUUGGGGUUUUGUUUUGGUUUCUUUUUUACUGCAUUGUCUCCAAAUGUGGCACCGAGCAGAGCCAUGUCCCCUGCUUGCCGCUGUAGGUGGUAGGUGCUGUCAGUCUAACCCUGGCUUCCACUCCCUGCCCUCCGAGCUGUUUGAAAGUGUAGUCACUCACAGAUCUCUCAUAGCCAUUCCACCAGGGAGCUGAAAAAGUUGGAAUAGGAGCAUUUUUUAAAAGCCCAUAUGUCUGAAAAGGAAACGAAGUGAUGCCAGCGUUCUGAUCUGACUAGGAGAAAAGAGAAAUAUUUAAACCAGUGAGGUGAAUUUUUUGAACUUGUUUGAGAACAGAAAGAUGUUGUUUGCAGGUAACAGGUCUCUGGGCAGACAUGCCCCACUCCCCAGUUGUACAGUGACACAAAGGGAGCAGCAGCCAGGCAAAGGAGCACGGCCUGGCUGCUGGAAGGGCUGAUCAUUGCCCAGGGCGUCAGUCAGGUGCAGCAUCUGCCCUGCUGUUAGGGAUUACUCUCUGCAGAUAUGGAUGGUAAGACAGACUGGCCAAAGCCUCAGAACUCAGUCUGUUGGUCUUGUAGGCUCUGACUGAGCUCUGGACCUCCACAGCAGUGAGCAGGCAGGGCAUGUGGGGAGCCAGCAGCCCGGCCAGUGGCCCAGGAUCACACGCUGCUUUCUCUGAGCAGACAGGGAGGGGUGAGCUCUCCUGUCUCCUGAGUGUGCUGCAGAGUAGCACUCACUGCCCUGCUCUGGGCUGUAGGCAUCUGUCUGUACAUACCCUCACUGAGAUAAAAACCUGCUUUUUCAUGAUUCAGUGUAGAACUUUUAAAAAAAAAAACUUAUUCUAGCUUUUUCUGAAAGAUUCUCUCUCCACCCCAAUGAUGAUGCCAAAUGUUAAUGUAUUCUCUCCAGCUUUAAAAUGUUUACCAGUUUCUGGCAUUGUAUUUAUACUUUGAGUCUGGUAAACAAAACACAGUGCAUGAAUUAUGAUCUCCAUGAACUGAUGUAAACCCCAAAUACUUCCAAGCUCUGGAUUUACUUCAGGUUUACAGUCUUCACAAUCUAGUCCAGUGCAGACUUUUUUUCCUGUUUGAAAGAAAUCUAUUCCAGACUGCUGAAGAGAAAAAUGACACCACACAGAGGUAGAGGGAGCACUAUUUUUUUUCCUACUUGAUAGAUGGGUUUUGGAGUACUGAAUACAAAUUAUGUAGUAAUAUUAUUGUAGAACUGCAGGAAAUUUAAGAUGACCUUUAUAAUGUACAAACUAUUUUUAUAUUUUUUCUUAAUGCAAAAACACAAACCAUAAUUUUUUACAUUGGAUUAAGCGUAACUUUUUAACCAAGUGUAUGCCUCAAAGAUUUAAAAUUUAAAAAAAAAAAAAAACAACUAACUAGUGUGUAGACCAGCUUUGGGUUUAGUCCCUUUAUUUAGAUAGUUUUGCUUAUAAUAGUGUAGAUUUUUUAUUUCUGAUUUUAGUUUAGAAGAUCUAAACCUAUUUCUUUAUUCAUCUCCUGUGUAAAUGUAACUUCAGAAGCACUGACAGAAAGCUAUGUGCACAAACCUGACAAGUUUGCAGAGAGUCAUUUUGAAGUUUGAAUCAAUCAUUUUAACCCUUGGAGAAGUAGCAUUACCUGACCCAAUGCCAACUGUACACUCAUGUACACUCUGACUGCACUCAGAGGGUUAAUUACAUAGCACUAGAUCAAUAUGCAAUCUGCUCCUUUUAAAUUAUUUUAGCAAGCUUAGCCAACAGCAUAUUCCAGUGCUGAACAGAGGAACUCAGUAGAUUUGCCAGACCUAACAUGGUUUCUUUAAUAACUUGAUUUUCAAACAAACAAACAAACAAAAAAAAAAACAGCUUUAAAAAAAUGGCUGUGUCUCAGCUCAUCCUUUGUCACUCUCAGACCUCUGCUGUAAGGUGCUGUAAAAGUGUCACCUACUGGAAACAGGGCAGAUGACAGACCAGCCACCAUCGCCUGCUGUACCCUGUACUGGGUGUAAGGCUGGUGUAACUUAACACCUGAUUGCUAUCAGAUGACACAUGUAACUUAGCAGCAAAGCAAAGGCAGGUAGAAAAGGAAAAGCAGACGUGUCUAAAUAUCACCAGAGGAAAUUUCAGGGAAAGUCCAGAUCAGUAUUAAACUGGCCGAGGCACCCAGACCAGCCCUCAUUCAUUUCACACCCUGGGACUUUCACCCACUUAUUUCAAGGCUCCUCUGGCCCCUCUACUUGUGAGUCCCUGCCUCGACCAGCAAAAGGCUCAUCUGCAUUUUAGCCUCCUCUCACCAUUGUUAUUCCAACUGAUUCCUGCAAAAGCUCCUUAGAUGACACCUAACACCUCUCCAGGAGCCCUUUCCUGUGCCCUAGUGGCACUGGAAGUGUUUUCAGAGCCCCAGAGCUGGAGCAGUCACAUCCACAGCAUUGCUCUGCCUGUGUUCUGCUCUAUACGUACAGGUUUAUGGCCAGACCUUACCCUGUGCUUCCAUCUACUGCAGGAUAAACUCAGAAUAUCAACUUGCGAUAUACCACACUCAGUUUAUACUGGGGUAACUGAGAAAAUUUCAUUAUUUUUAUUUCAAAACCCAGAAAAGAACCUUUAGGCUGCCCCUUUCGAAGACAAAACAGUAUGACUAACUUCUGUUCCAUGGCCCAACGGCUGAUAACCAAUGCCAAAACAAAGCUGUUCUUUCUUAUUAAUACCAAAAAAAGUGUCUUUAGAAUUGCCGUAUGAAGUGUUGCUAUUUUGUGUUAAUACUCAUUUUUUAAAUAGAAGAAGACUUUGCUCUAAAGUUUUUAUCUCAGCAAGUUGGUUUUUUUUUCCUAGUUAUUUUGCAUCAGUUUUAACUCAUCCUGAAAUACAUAUUUGAAUUCCUGGAAUCAGUCUGAAUGUAGAAGUCAUGGAAGCACCACUUCAUUAAAACAAGUAAAACCACUGUAUGGAUGUAGUAGGGAUAAAUGUUUUGCAGCUGUACCUUCAUUUGUCCAAUGACUAUCCAUCACUUGUUGUCAUUUUUUUACUUCACUGAGUUUGUAUUUUUUGGCUUUUAUGUUCAAAGUAUGUUUAUAGCUUUAUAAAUAAAGUAAUUGCCAGACUGGCUGCUCAAA
This is a messenger RNA of Oenanthe melanoleuca, 5445 nucleotides long. It is a transcript of the gene TCF7, whose product is annotated as transcription factor 7. The transcript has 12 exons. Lineage: Eukaryota; Metazoa; Chordata; Aves; Passeriformes; Muscicapidae. The record is from RefSeq and is a predicted model, not a curated record. Gene Ontology annotation, molecular function: RNA polymerase II cis-regulatory region sequence-specific DNA binding; DNA-binding transcription factor activity, RNA polymerase II-specific. Gene Ontology annotation, cellular component: beta-catenin-TCF complex. The coding region runs from base 549 to 2027 and encodes 492 amino acids. Gene Ontology annotation, biological process: regulation of transcription by RNA polymerase II; canonical Wnt signaling pathway.